Mesorhabditis belari is the source of this 831-nucleotide messenger RNA. Lineage: Eukaryota; Metazoa; Nematoda; Chromadorea; Rhabditida; Rhabditidae. The record is from the annotation of a GenBank genome assembly.
AUGGCCCUCUACAUUUUGCUUAUCACGAAGAUUCUUCUGAAUCGCCGUCGGAUUAAAGUUUUCGCCUCCGCUUUCUUUGAUUUGAUUAUAACGGAGUUCAUAAAUGAUUUGAUCUAUUGGAUAUUCAUUCAAUUUGGACUGAGAUUUCCUCGAUAUUACAUCUUGCCGUUCACUUCUAGCGCUAUUGGAACAAUGUGCUACGGUAUGAUGCUAACAUUUCGAGGGGUCCUUUAUUUGGGCCACAUCCCGUUCGCGUUGAAUCGCUUGAUUCUAUACAUCUCACCAGUCAUGUACAGAAGUAUGUGGACAAGAAAGACAGUCCUUUUGUGUUUCGCGAUUCAAUGGUUUAUCGCACUUUCCGUGAAUAUUCCUUUUUUCUUGACUGUUGGCGGGGCGACGAUGAAAGUGAUGCCGACAACGAUGUUGAUGGCCGGGAAUACGGCUGCUGUACAGAUGAACACCAUUCAAGCCCUCACUAUCAUCCCAAUUUCGACGGUCAUUUGCUCGAUUUCUUUCGGCAUUUCUCUCAAGAUCAGUGCGCAAGUAAAAAGCGUAUCAAAACUCGAGAGAAGACUCCUGAUUUGCUCAAUUUUACAAGCGAUUCCUAUGUUGUUAGAGUUGGGAAGAAGUACCACACAGUUCUUACUCGUUUCCGUUCUCAACAAUCAAGCCGCCUACAGUUCCACGGCUGAAACUUUAUAUUAUUACAUGGACAUCACUUGUACCAUUCAACCGUGGUGCCUUUUGGCGACAAACUCGAACAUUCGCCGACUCUUGUUCUCCACCAAAUCACAACAAAUAGAGACGGUAAUGGAGAGUCAAUUUUGGAGA